GGCGAAGCCAGCGCUUUGCCAAUCAAAGCCUUUGUCCUCUCGCUCAAAUCCAUGGCGAGCGCCAGCUCCCGGCCGGGCGAGCUCAUUUUGGCCCACGUCUUUUGCAAAAUGCCUACGACCUUGUCCUCGUCUAUCUCGGGCUUGCGCUCAAAGUCGUCAAACUGGUCAUCGAGGAAGACAAGGCACGCUGUGUCCUCAAGCGCCUGCGCCUCGGGAUCUGCAGCCAGAUUCUCCUUGCGUAUCAGCGCCGCGAUGCGGUCCACCUCUUCGGAUGACAGCGGCGGUUGGAUUGAGGCGGAGGUCGAUAGUAAUUCUGCCACCUGAGUUGCGGCCUGUGCCUUGAGCUUGGCCCUCCAGGUGAGAUAGCCUGGACGCGUCAUGGGAUAGCUGCUGCGGGGAAUCUCCCAUCUAAUACCUCACUCACUCGUACGUGGUAAAGUGAGUCUCAAAGCGGUCUCCUGGUAGGUAGGUAAGGGUUGGUAGGGGGUGGGUUGGAGAUUUCUGGCAAGCCAUGGAACAGGUUGAGCGCACCUUCGGAAAUGUUGCGCUCGGCAGGCAAGCUGCAGUACUGGCGAUGCAUCGGGGCACCUUUUGGCCAGCCAUCGGGUCAUUUUUUGAGCAUAAUCCAGCUCAAAGGGCACAUCGGUGCCAUCUGCUCCAGUACUCCUUGGCGUGGCCUGUCUGGGAUCCUGCGCGUGCGCUUCAUCGAUGAGCUGUAGCGCCGUCGCAUAGUUGCUUGGCAAAGCCGGCAUUGAUUCCGAUGCCAUAUUUGCUGCCUUGCGGGUUUUUGGUGUUUUGUUCACCUCAGCAAGAAGUCCCUUGAGAAGAUGUGAUAGUUUGUGUCAACUAACGAACCUCCAUCCAAUCUUAGCUUGUGCCAAUACUCCCCCCAUAGUUUCUCGAAAUAGAUGAGUCAGCCGUUUAAUCAAUAAUGUGAUUGGACCAGCUCCUAUAACUUACCAUCAUCAAAGAGAAUACUGCCGUCCUAUCAAACUUAACUGCUACUGUGUAGCUAGCCCCUUAGGAGCAGUUCGAGUUGUGGCUACUACGUCUCAGGGGGGACUAUAUACGCUGACUAUGGCAUAUAUACCUGUCUAUGUGUAUGCUUUUGGUCAAACCAAGGCAUAUAUUAGGGGGAGUUACUUUUGGCUUUGUGUCAAGCCUAAGUAAAACUCAGUCAGCCGUGUUUGGCAAGCCGGUAUGGAACGACAAGUUCCAAGGGGGGAGCGAUAUCGCACCCCCUGGCCCGUGACCCCUCGCUCAUACCUGCGGCCAGCAAACUGCCAGCCGCCAGUCGUCGGUCACCCCUCUCACUCUGGCCUCACCUCUGACCUCACACAAACAAACGCCCGUGCCCUUAUAAGUCCCAAAAAAACGGCAUCCUUUCACCGCACCACUGGGGCGUUGGGAUUCGUUCCCUGCCCCGGUGGUGCAGUUGGAAGAUCUUGGGGCUGGCCCCCGAGAUCUUCCAGCAAGCGUGGCUGCAGGUUCAAUCCUCACCGCGACCGAAGUAAAAUCCCUCUGGGGUUUUCGUAACCAGGCACCCUCCGGGCUGUCUGGCGAGCUUUUUGUCGAUUUUUUUGUUUGUUUGAUCCCUUUGCUUGACCUUCGUAAUUGCGGAUAAACACACAUAUAUCCUCAGUAGCACAAUCUCUUUUUAGCAUGCGGUCCAUAUAAUGAUAAUUAUCCACCCUUUAAUCGUGCCUUCCACUAUUUUCCCAUCCAGGAACCUUCAAGCUGCUACGUUCAAACUCGCUGACUGCCAAUGACUGUACAAUUUGUAUGCAGUGUCAUCACUUAUUUAUCGUCAUCUUGACACAGCAUCCUUUCGCUCGAAUCAUCUCCUGAACCUCGUUAUUCCUCGCUUCUCAAGCUUUUGACAUUGUUUCUCUGUCAUCCGUAUGUUUCUUUUUCUGUCACCUAUCUUCUAAUCCCACUUCGUUCUGUACCCCCUAGACAGAAGAUUUUCCAGCCCUUUCAUCGCGAAAAUGGCCCCCGGCAAGGACUCGAGAGGCUACAAGUUCCACGUCACCAACGCUUUCUCUGGUCAGCUACUUCUUGUCUCCAAAAGGAGCAAGCCAGAAUCAUCUCAUAAAGAAGAGCAACCCGCCACCGACAGCCUCAGCAUCGUCGUAAACGACUCUGGUAGCGAGAUGCAGUCAACAGACAAUGCCGACCUUUCAAGCUCUGAGGGCUUCAGUCAAGAUGUGGAAGUCAAUUGCCUCAAAAACGUCUGCAUAAAGAACAGCAAACAAGAUACAAAAAGCGUUACAAAGUCAGUCAAAAAACCAGUCAGCAUUCUGAAGCCGUCGCCGUAUGAUACCGAUGUCAGUGACUCCGACGCGGCUGUCGAAUGUUCCAAUGCAAAGCCUGCUUUACCCAAGAAAUGCAAGAAGAAACAGAAGAAGAAGGCAGCAACAGAGACCGAGUCCAGCGUCGCCGAAUCAACCGACUCAGUGGAGCCAACAUCUGGAGAGUCUGCAUCUGCUUCUGAUAGUGAAAGCGCCGCCGCAGCUGCUUCGGGCGAGGAGUCAAGCAAAGAAGAAAGCAACGCUGAGGGGGUUGCAGCCUCAACUGAUCAGAGCGAGGGCACCCAAACAGCAGAGGAUGCAUCUAUCAACGAGCGAAGCGAAGGAACACAAACCGCCGACGCGCCCUCAAUCAAUGAACAGAGUGACGGCACACAGACAGCUGAAGACCUUUCGAUAAAUGACAAGAGUGAAGGCACACAGACUGGCGAUGAUGAAAAGCCAGCCGAGGAGACCAAGUCUACUUCCAAACCAUCGGCGGCGGGUGACGGUUGGACUCCUUCAAAGGAUGCCCUCCUCCGUUCAAUGAAGGACGGCGGCGAGACAUGGGCGACGAUAGCGUCUGCUAUUUCCAUGCACAAGAACUCGUGCAAGGCGCGUUGGAAAGAUCUCAGUACAAUUGGAGACGGUGGUGCUGACAAGGAGGAAGAGAAGGCCAAAGAGAAGCCCGAUGGCCGAGGCAAGGACAUGAACGAUACCAAAAACGAUGGCGGAAAAGCUACGAAGGUCGAGGGUGCGCCUAUUGCUGCCGUCGCAGACGCCACACUGGCCGACAACAACGUCGCCCCCGGCAACACCACAGCCAGUGACGCCGACAACGAGGUCUCUACUGCCGACAACAACAAGAAGCAGAAGCAGAAGAAAAAGCCCAAGCUACCUGAACAAGUCAAGAAGAUCAUGAAGGAGAAGAACAUGGUAAAAGCCACCGCCGUCAGUGACGACGGCGGCUCCUCAGCCCCAUCUGGAGGAGCUGGUCGCGCCAGGGUCGCGACGUGGCUCGGCGUCCACGGUCCCCAUUACGCAUCUGUCCAAGUCCCAGACCCCAUGCCCGGCAACGGCUGGACGGCGGAAAACUGUGCCGUGCUGGGCACUCUAGAGCGCAAGCGUCGGGUCGAGCGCUGGCUCGAUCUGCAGGCCGGAUUUUACAAUGCUACCGGACGUAUGGUGUCAAUCGAGGUGUUGAAGGACAAGGUUGGAGGCGAAGCAUGACGAGGUGGCUUUUGUGUUCACUGUGAUCUGGCAGCGACAUUGAAAGGGGUUUUCACGCUGCCUCGGACGCUUGAGUUUGGGCUGUGCGUGAAUAUUGGAUGCUAGAAUCGAUCGGCAAUGAGAUGGUAAAGACAUACCAAUCCGCAGGGAAUAUGCUCAGGGGCUCGUCUUUGCCUACUGGUAUGGAUGAGCAAGCUAUUCAGCCCCGAG
Molecule: messenger RNA, 3728 nt
Organism: Pyricularia oryzae 70-15
Lineage: Eukaryota; Fungi; Ascomycota; Sordariomycetes; Magnaporthales; Pyriculariaceae
Exons: 2
Coding region: 1989-3518 (509 amino acids)
Source: RefSeq, a predicted model, not a curated record